Lotus japonicus is the source of this 3164-nucleotide messenger RNA. Its product is annotated as pentatricopeptide repeat-containing protein At2g37310. The record is from RefSeq and is a predicted model, not a curated record. The transcript has a single exon. Gene Ontology annotation, molecular function: RNA binding; protein binding. Gene Ontology annotation, biological process: RNA modification. Lineage: Eukaryota; Viridiplantae; Streptophyta; Magnoliopsida; Fabales; Fabaceae. Bases 54 to 2054 code for a protein of 666 amino acids.
GACUCAUAAAUAAAUUGCAACAAGGAAAUUCCUCAAAGUAGCAAAACAAAUGAAUGAGGAUCCACAACGCAUUGUCUCAUAGCCUUCGAUUUCAAACACAACAGCAACCCGCCAACACCACCCUCCGCCAGCGCCUCCUCAAAACCCACGGCGGACUCGACUUCACCGCCUAUGGCUCCGCCAUUCAACACUGCGCUAACCACCGCCUCCUCCGCCAGGGAAAACAGCUCCACGCUCGCCUCUUCAUAUUCUCCGUCACCCCCGACAACUUCCUCUCCUCAAAGCUCAUCACCUUCUACGCCAAAUCCAACCUCCCACGCGAAGCGCGCCGCGUGUUCGACGCAAUUCCCCGGAAGAACACGUUCUCCUUCAACGCCAUGCUCAUUGCUUACUCCUUCAACGGCCUUUACCGCCACUUGCUGGACCUGUUUGCCUCCUCCGUCGACGCUGGAAUCUCUCCUGAUAGCUUCACCGUAACCAGCGUCUUGAAGGCGAUCGCUUCGCCGUCUUUUUCGUACUAUAAACCGGUGAAAGAGGCUCACUGUUUUGUUCUUCGGCGCGGGUUGGAGACCGAUAUUUUCGUUGAGAAUGCGUUGGUGACUUGUUAUUGUAGGUGUGGUGAAAUUGGGCUUGCGAGGAAGGUGUUUGAUGGAAUGCCUGAGAGAGAUACCGUGUCGUGGAACUCAAUGAUUGGUGGGUAUUCUCAGUGUGGGUUCUAUGAAGAGUGUAAGAGGUUGUACAUGGAGAUGUUGAGUGUAGGGAGUGUUGUGCCGGAUGGGGUUACGAUUGUGAGCGUGAUGCAGGCGUGCGGGCAGUCUAAGGAUCUUGUGUUGGGAAUGGAGGUUCACGGUUUUGUGAAUGAGAGUGGGAUUGAGGUGGACUUGCCGCUUUGUAAUGCUGUGAUUGCGAUGUAUGCCAAAUGUGGGAGUUUGGAUUAUGCUCGAGAGCUGUUUGAGGAAAUGAGUGAGAAGGAUGAUGUUAGUUAUGGGUCAAUUAUUUCAGGGUACAUGGCUUACGGGUUUGUGGUCAAAGCCAGGGAUGUUUUCAGGGGAAUGGAAAACCCUGGAUUGGAUACAUGGAAUGCUUUGAUUUCUGGAAUGGUUCAGAAUAACUGGUUUGAAGGGGCCAUUGAUUUAGUUCGGGAAAUGCAGGGGUCUGGUUUGAAACCAAAUGCUGUCACACUUGCUAGCACUAUUCCUUUGUUUUCGUAUUUCUCAAACCUGCGAGGGGGGAAAGAGGUGCAUGCUUAUGCCAUCAGAAGGUGUUAUGAUCAAAAUAUAUAUGUGGCAACUGCCAUUAUUGAUACCUAUGCGAAGUUAGGGUUUAUUCACGGGGCAAGGCAGGUUUUUGAUCAAGCACGAAGUAGGAGCUUGGUAAUUUGGACAGCAAUUAUUACAGCUUAUGCAGCUCAUGGAGAUGCUAGUUUGGCACUUGGUCUCUAUGCUCAGAUGCUAGAUAGUGGAAUUCAACCUGAUCAGGUGACAUUAACUGCUGUAUUGACAGCUUGUGCUCAUUCGGGACUGGUAGAUGAAGCUUGGAAGAUCUUCAAUACGAUGCAUUCAAAAUAUGGCAUUCAACCCUUGGUGGAACAGUAUGCCUGCAUGGUGGGUGUUCUUAGUCGAGCUGGAAAGCUCUCAGAAGCAGCAAAAUUCAUUUCCGAAAUGCCAAUUGAGCCAAGUGCUAAAGCUUGGGGUGCUUUGCUAAAUGGGGCUUCUGUCUAUGGUGAUGUUGAAACAGGCAAGUUUGCUUGUGAUCAUUUGUUUGAGAUUGAGCCUGAAAGUUCUGGCAAUUACAUAAUUAUGGCAAAUCUGUAUUCAUGUGCUGGGAGAUGGGAAGAAGCUAGUAGGGUUAGGAAAAGAAUGGAAGAAAUCGGGGUACAUAAGAUCCGUGGAAGUAGCUGGAUUGAAAUGAGUGGAAGGUUAAUAGCCUUCAUUGCCAAAGAUGUGUCAAAUGAAAGAUCUGAUGAGAUUUAUACAUAUCUGGAAGGAUUGUUUUGUAUGAUGAGGGAAGAGGGAUAUAUCUUGCAGGAAGAGUUGGAUUGUGAGAUGUGGUAAUAAUUCGCAUGCCAGAGCAACAAAAGACCCCUAUACUUCUGAGGUUCAGAGUCUAAGUAGCACGUCUAUCACAUUACUCGGCAAAAAUUUCAAGCUUUACCGGAUGCUACUAUGUUAGGAAUGAGUUCUCCCCUCUUUAGUGUCAAUGGAAAUUUUAUGCCUGCUGAUUACUGAAUUUUCACCUAAGAUGAUAGUCAGGGCCAAGAAAGGCCAAGCUCCGUCGGAGUUCAUAAUCAUUUUUCUUUGGGCGAAAUACGAUUGAGUUUAUCGGUGCUUUUUUGGUUCAAUCAAGUUUGCAUUGUUGGUAAAACAGCUCUGAUUUCCAUUCAGCGGUUUGAUCUGGGUUCCAUUGUGAUUCAACUAUGCACUUCAGCGGAAAAAGUUGCACCAUAGCUAGCACUGAACUUUGGCCUAUAGUAAAGUGAUUACUAUGUAGUAUUUAGAUUAUUAUAGGCCAAAGUUCAGAGAUCAUUGUUCCACCCCAUUCCAAUCUAAAAGUUCAAGAGAUUGCAUUUUUAUUUAAAUUGCAAACGAGUUUCCUUGUAGAUUACUACUUUCCUUGUUGAGGAGGGACAAAGGAAGCGGGAAAGGGGAGAAUGCUUGCUGUGAGACAUAGUUUUGAAGUUUGACUUGGUUAAUGCGUUUUACGAUCAAGGUACAACUUCUUGGAGACAUAUAUACCAUCUUUCAAGUGAGGUUAACUUACCAGUUCCCCUUUCUACAUGUAAGUAGCUUGACAUGAUUUAAGGCAAACUACAUUCUAAGCAUGUUAUGUGAACUUAGGAUCCCCGAAUUUCAGGAUGAAUUUAGUGUGUGUGUGUGUGUAAUUGAUUAUUCCUUUUUCCUUUCAACUAUGUGGUAUUUUGAUUGGAAUGAGGUGGAACAAUGAGAUGGGGACCUAAUAUUUUAUGAAAAGCUGGUCACUUUCUGUUGAGAAAGGCUCAAUGUAUAGGAUUUUUUUAGAGAUCGCCAAUUUGGUGAGAUCAGACUUUGGAAUGCACUUAGCAUUGAUUUUGACACAGCCAGUUGUAAAUUAACACAGGAAGCAUAAUUGUUUCAUUUUUUUAGUACCCACCUUUUCCUUUUCACAUCUUUACCCCAUUCUUGUCU